Messenger RNA from Aureobasidium pullulans EXF-150, 921 nucleotides. Its product is annotated as glutathione S-transferase. The record is from RefSeq and is a predicted model, not a curated record. Lineage: Eukaryota; Fungi; Ascomycota; Dothideomycetes; Dothideales; Saccotheciaceae. Bases 1 to 921 code for a protein of 306 amino acids. The transcript is spliced from 2 exons.
AUGUCAGAUGAGCUAGAGCGCAUCUUCUCAAGCGCUAGCUUGAUGACGACACCUCACCGAGGACGACUGUCUGCACGAGCAAUUGGAGAGGCUCAAUGUGUCAAAAGUUGGCUCAAAACCGGCAUUGUAACCAGCCUCGAAGGGACCUUUGAGAACAUCGAUCUAGUACUGGUCUGGAUCUACCAGAUCUGCCAAGCGAUCUGGUCCAGUAGGAUCUACCAGACCAGAUCCGAGGUCGGAUCUGGUCUGGUCUAUCCAGUACCUUCUCUGCCCCUAAUCCUCCACGCCCAUGCAACAGGACCAAAUCCUUACAAAGUCGCCGCGGUCCUUGAAGCACUUGACCUCCCUUACAAAGUCAAAGUCUGGACCUUCGCAUCCGACUCCCACGGCGUCAAGGGCUCUGAGUUCCUCGCCAUCAACCCCAAUGGCCGUGUCCCCGCUCUCCACGACCCAAACACCAACAUUACCAGCUGGGAAAGCAUGGCUUGUAUCAACUACCUUCUUCGCAACUAUGACACCGAUAACAAACUUGGUGCUUCCAACGAGGCCGGCAGAGUGGAAAUUGAUCAAUGGACUAGCUUCUUGAUCAGCACCAUGGGGCCGAUGAUUGGACAAUGUAAUUGGUUCCGCCAUUACAAUGCAGUCAAGAAUGAUGAUGCGUACAAGCGGUAUGAAGCUCAGGCUUACAGGUGUUUUGUGGUCCUGGAGAAUCAAUUGAAGUCUCAUGAGGGUGGUUGGGUCAUUGCGGGCGAGAAUCACAGCGUCGUGGACUUGCACUUUGAGCCUUGGAUCCGUCAGUGUGGAUAUGCUGGUUUGAGUCUGGAUGAAUACCCCAAAGUCAAGUCGUGGCUGGAGAGGGUACAGGGGCUUCCAGAGAUUGUCAAGGCGUACGAGAUGGUCAAGGCUGGAGAGGAAGUGUAG